UGUCAGACAUUUGCCCCCUGUCCACCCAUUGUGUUUUUACCUACCGUCAAACAACGUUGGUUUUCUUCUGCAUCCGAGACUUUUCUGGUGAUGAUGAUCAUGAUAGUAACUUGAAAGUCACAACUAGUCUUGCCUAAACUCCUGCAAGUUUGGUUUUUUUUAGAUAUCUUCUUGUUUAUGCUACUGGGUUUAAGUUAAAGCCUGCAAAGAAGAAGAAGAAGAAAACAUCAGAGAAAUCUUGUAAAAACAGAGGGAGGAUUGGAAAUUUUGUAGGCUUCAGGGAUUAAAUUCUGAAAAUUUUAAAAGUGAUAAGAAUGGAUAGGUAUGAGAUUGUGAAAGAUAUUGGGUCUGGGAAUUUUGGUGUGGCCAAGCUGGUCAGAGACAAGUGGACAAAAGAGCUUUUUGCUGUUAAGUUCAUUGAACGAGGCCAAAAGAUUGAUGAACAUGUGCAAAGGGAAAUCAUCAACCAUAGAUCAUUGAAGCAUCCUAAUAUUAUAAGAUUCAAAGAGGUCCUAUUGACCCCAACUCAUCUAGCCAUAGUCAUGGAAUAUGCUGCGGGAGGAGAACUAUUUGAAAGGAUAUGUAAUGCUGGUAGAUUUGGCGAGGAUGAGGCUAGGUUUUUCUUCCAGCAACUUAUAUCAGGAGUCAGUUACUGCCAUUCCAUGCAAAUUUGUCAUAGAGAUCUCAAGCUUGAAAAUACACUCUUGGACGGCAGUACAGCACCACGUGUUAAAAUCUGUGAUUUUGGGUACUCAAAGUCAUCUGUGUUCCAUUCUCAACCAAAGUCUACUGUAGGAACCCCUGCAUACAUUGCACCAGAAGUCCUAUCUAGGAAGGAAUAUGAUGGGAAGAUUGCAGAUGUUUGGUCCUGUGGGGUGACCUUAUACGUGAUGCUAGUUGGGGCAUAUCCCUUUGAAGAUCCAACUAAUCCAAAAGACUUUAGAAAGACCCUUGAGAGAAUAGUCAGUGUCCACUACUCAUUUCCAGAUUAUGUCCGAGUUUCCUUGGAGUGUAAGCAUCUUCUAUCUCGGAUUUUUGUGGCAAACCCGGAGAAGAGAAUAACAAUUCAAGAAAUAAAAAACCAUCCAUGGUUCUUAACCAAUUUGCCCAUCGAACUGACAGAAGGAGGGAGCUGGCAGAGCAACGAUGUAAAUAACCCAUCCCAGAGCAUGGAAGAAGUACUAGCAAUAAUACAAGAGGCUAGUAAACCAGUUGAGGCAUCCAGAAAUGAAGGACAUUUGCUUGGAACAAGUGUGGAUCUGGAUGAUUUGGAUGCUGAUGAUCUUGACGAUGUUGAGACAAGUGGUGAUUUUGUGUGUGCAAUGUAAUCAAAGUGUACAAAAAAGGCCCAACUUCCCAGAUGUAUGGGCAUCAGAACUUUACUGCUGAACGAUUAAGAAAUUUCUCAUCCCAUGUAUAAUCCUUGUCCUGCCAUCUGGGACAUUUAUGAUGUUUGUGAAUCACACUUUGUCUUAUUUUAUAGAUAUUAAGAUACUAUCAA
Mangifera indica (mango) is the source of this 1501-nucleotide messenger RNA. Its product is annotated as serine/threonine-protein kinase SAPK2-like. Bases 315 to 1328 code for a protein of 337 amino acids. The transcript has 9 exons. Gene Ontology annotation, molecular function: ATP binding; protein serine/threonine kinase activity. Lineage: Eukaryota; Viridiplantae; Streptophyta; Magnoliopsida; Sapindales; Anacardiaceae. Gene Ontology annotation, biological process: intracellular signal transduction; protein phosphorylation. The record is from RefSeq and is a predicted model, not a curated record.